AUGAUUUCUGUUCAAGAACGUCAAGACCUAAUCACCCAGCAGGAAUUAAACCAAGAAGGGCGCUUUCCUUGUCGGUUCCCUGGCUGUCCAAAGUCAUUUAAAUACAAUGGUAAGAACAGGAAAAAACCUGAACUAAGCCCUGACCCACCCGUAAAUGUUGCCACCUCUGACACCUUGAGUUUGACAACCGUUUCCACAUCAACUCCUCCAAAUGAUAUAGAUGAUAUAUACAAUUACAAUACUGCACUUCUCGCUCAAGGUCUAUUCUUCUUGAACUUUCUGGAUUCAGUUUCAGAGGGAGAUGGCGACAGAAACUCAGGCAGUACAAGUACUUAA
Messenger RNA from Paramuricea clavata, 336 nucleotides. Lineage: Eukaryota; Metazoa; Cnidaria; Anthozoa; Malacalcyonacea; Plexauridae. The record is from the annotation of a GenBank genome assembly.